This is a messenger RNA of Pseudophryne corroboree (corroboree frog), 10105 nucleotides long. RefSeq names its product ATRX chromatin remodeler (gene ATRX). The coding region runs from base 313 to 7095 and encodes 2260 amino acids. NCBI's taxonomy places the organism in Eukaryota, Metazoa, Chordata, Amphibia, Anura, Myobatrachidae. The transcript has 35 exons. The record is from RefSeq and is a predicted model, not a curated record. Gene Ontology annotation, cellular component: nucleus. Gene Ontology annotation, molecular function: ATP hydrolysis activity; ATP binding; ATP-dependent chromatin remodeler activity.
GUUUCUGGUUCCUCGCCGAGUAAUGGAUUUGUGAUCCGGGGAGGCGGGGGAGGAGCAGGAAGGCCGGGACAACAGCGGCUCCCUGCAAAAUAGGGGGAGGGUGGCGGUUAGGCCUCAGCAUCGCGCCGGCGCCGCUCAGUCGGCAGUGUCACGUUAGUGGAGGGUUAGAGGCCCCGGCGAUACCGUGCGGGGAGAUCUUACACUGUCCGUCCCCUCACCCUUAUUAAUCCUUCCCCUCCUGCAGGGCUCCUGGGGAAUGAACGGGCGUCGGUGAGCUAGAGGCCGAGCGGGGAUCCGGAGCCUGGAAGAGAGAUGACCGCAGAGUCCAUGAGUGAAAGCAAGUUGAAUACAUUGGUGCAGAAACUUCACGAAUAUUUAGCACACUCUUCAGAAGAGUCUGAGGAUACAACUUCUCCUACAAGAGAAUCUGGGGGCAAGAGUGCAGCCAAGUCCAAGUCUGUUAAUAGACUGCAUCCAAUGGAGAACAACAUGGAAGAGGGGAGUUCUUCUUCUGAAAAGGCGAAGUUGUCUGGAACUUCUCGCUCCAAAAGAAAACCUAUCUUUGUAACAAAGUAUGUGGAAUCUGAUGAAGAGCCAAAACCUGAAGAACCUACUGCUGACUUGUCUAAUGAAAAUUCUGAUCACGAGGUUGAUAUGGAAAGCUUACCCUUGGGAACUGUUGUGGUGCAACCAGAACCUGUUCUAAACGAAGACAAGGAUGAUUUCAAAGGACCAGAAUUUCGGAGCCGAUCUAAAGUUAAACCUGAUUUAUCUGUACCUAAGAAACGCCCAGAGGAAGGCCUCCAUGGAAUUGUCAGUUGCUCAGCUUGUGGACAACAAGUAAAUCACUUUCAGAAGGACUCCGUUUACAGACAUCCUGCUCUCAAAGUCCUCAUUUGCAAGAAUUGCUAUAAAUAUUACAUGAGUGAUGACAUCAACCGUGAUGCUGAUGGCAUGGAUGAACAGUGCAGGUGGUGCGCUGAAGGAGGGAAUUUGAUUUGCUGUGAUUUCUGCCACAAUGCAUUCUGCAAGAAAUGCAUUCUUAGAAACCUUGGUCGUCGGGAGCUGUCGACAAUUAUGGAUGAGGAGAGCAAAUGGGAAUGCUACAUUUGCCAACCAGAACCUUUGUUGGAUUUGGUUGCGGCGUGUGACUCUGUGUUUGAAAACCUAGAACAGCUCUUAGCGCAAAAUAAGAAGAAAAUGAAAGUAGACAAUGAUAAGAGCAAGCUUAAUGACCAAACUCAAAAAACACCUAGUUGUAAUGGACAAGACAAACAACUUGAUAAUUCUUAUUCUGGUACAAUAACCUAUUCUUACAAAGCGCUCAUGGUGCCGAAAGAAAUGUUAAAAAAGGCAAAAAGAAUAAUUGAAACAACAACCAGUUUAAAUUCAAGCUUUGUAAAGUUUCUGAAACAAGAGUCAGAUAAUGCAGAAAUUAACCGUAAUGUUAGGUUGCGACAAUUGAAAGCUUUUAAGUCAGUUUUGGGGGACCUAAAAAAGGCGCAUCACGCUUUGGAGGAAAGUUUGGCAAGAGAAAUAUCUGACCUCGGAAAAGCAUCAAAGAAAAACAAAGAUACAACCUGUGAGAAUAAACAAAGAGUGAAAAGAAAAGAGAAGCACAACGAGCAUAGGAGAAAAUCAAGUGGUGUACGUGAAAAAGAGACCGAAACAAAUGAAGACCGUAAGAAGCACAAAGAGUCGGAAGAGAACCGAGAUACAGAACUAAAAGUAGACGCUUUAAAGCAGAAUGGAGAAAAAAUGGAAAUUUUGAGUUCUAGUGUUGUAGAUAUAGAUGAUGUUGAUGAUUUGGAAACUGCAAAAACAAACCUACAGGAUGAUUCUUGUUCUGAGGUGGGGAAUGUAGAUGUGCAGGUGGUAGACAACAUGCAAUCAGAGAAUGAGGAUCAUUCUAUUGAAUCGGUAGAGGAUCACUGUGAACAACCACAAAAGAAUGUACAAGAAGCUGACACGGAUUCUGAAGAAAUGAGCUCUAAAUCAGAGAAAGAUAGAGCCAUACUGAAGAAGGCAAGUGAAAGACCCAAGCGUAGCAUAAGUGAACACACAAGGAAAAGCACAGGUAGAAAUAAGGAGAUGCUGUCUAGUGCUGAAUCCGAAAAUGAUGCUGAAAAGUCUUCUAAAUGCACUUCACCAAAAGCAGAUAAAUCUCUUUCCUCUGAGAAGAAUUCUAAGUCAUUUGAGUCCAACGCUACAGAAGCACUUGACAUGGACAUCGUUUCUAUCCCCUCUUCCGUGCCUGAAGAUAUUUUUGACAAUUUGGAUCUUGCACUGGAAUCUCAAAAAACUCUAAAGGAAUCUGCUUUAAAAAUAUCUUCUAAGAAAGAUGGAAAAGAACCAAAGACAACAAUAAAAAAAGAAUUGAUUCUUAAAUUAACUCCUGUAUCUCUUUCCAAAUCACCAUGUAAGAAAUUGGAGGGGAAUACUUCAAGCACAGUUCAAGCAGCUGAAGGUGGAAGUGAUGCUGACAAUGAGGCUUUGAGCCCUAGCGGUGUUUCUAGUAAUGAGCUGUCAUCAGAGAAUGAUGAUUCUAGACUAAGGAAGUCACCUCGUGUUAAAACCACUCCCAUGAGACGCCAGACUGAUGCCACAGCCACUUUAAAUACAGAAGAGGACAGUAAUGAUACAGAUAAGGAUAAAACUAAACUUAACGAGUCUUCUAAAAAGAAGGCAAUUAAAGCUAAGCAUAGCCCUUCAGACACUGUUAAAAGUAAAAAAAAACGUAAAUCUGAAAUUGAAAAAUUAGAGGACAAUACCACAAGAAGUGUCUCUGAUUCAGAUGACAUACCUGAAGUCCUCAAAAAGGCAGCUUUACUGAGCAACUCGUCUGACCCUGACAGCUGUAACGACUCUAAGCAAGUUGAGAGAACUGGUACAGAUACAAAGAAAGAUGGAAAACGUAAAAGAAAGAGCUCAAGUUCUGGUUCAGAAACUGUAAAGAGGACUACCAGAAACUCAACAGCUGCAAAAAAGCAACGUUCAAAUCGCUCAGACUCUUCAAAUUAUGACUCCGAGUUGGAAAAGAAAAUGAAAAAAAUUGGAAAAAUUGAGGCUGCCAAGAAAGGCACAAGGAAGAAAGUUAAGAAUGAGGAAGAGAGUGGGACAUCUACAGAAGAAAGGGGCCGUAUAAAGAAAAAGCGGAAGACCAGUCGGGAAAAGACUACAGCAUUAAAGAAAAAGAAAUCUACCUCCUCUUCUGGCAUGUCUGAAGAUAGCCAUGAUAAUUUAAGCCACAAUUCAGAGGAUGGCAGUGAAGACGAGCAGAAGAUCAAGCCUCUGGUGGAUAAUGAAGUUAUAUCAACAGUUGCUUUCUGUCAAUCUUCAGGUGACGAAGCAGGAACAAAAUCUAGUAAUCGUGUUGUGGUGGAUGAGGAGGAAGAUGAUGACGAUGAUCCAGAGAAUAGGAUUGCUAAGAAAAUGCUUCUAGAGGAAAUAAAAGCCAAUCUGUCAUCAGACAAUGAGGAGUCCUCUGAUGAUGAAGAGGAGCCUGAAGAAGGCAAAAAGACCAAAGUAAAAUCUGAAAAAGUGGAUGAGGAAGAUAAGGAAGAUGAUGAUAGUUCAGACUCUGAUUCUGAUUCUGAAUCGGCAAAGAAGUCCCGGUACAGGCAUCGCUUGCUGCGGCACAAACUGUCCCUAAGUGAAGGAGAAUCUGAAGGGGAAAAAGAAGAGAAGAGAGAUAAAUCCAAGAGCCAAAAGGAUGACAAACGUCGAAAUAGACGAAAGGUUAGCAGUGAUGAAUCUGAUCCUGGAAGUGAUGGGUCUGGUGUUAGUGAGGAAGUCAGUGACAGCGAUUCUGAUGAUCUGCGCCCCAGAACCAGGGCAGCAAAGAAAGAGGCAGAUCAGCGAAGCUAUAAACAGAAGCAAAAGAAGAAGAAGAGGAGGAGGAUUAAAAUCCAAGAGGAUUCCAGUGAUUCCAAGGGUAAUUCGGAGGAUGGCGAUCAUGAUGAUGAUGACGACUCUGAUUCCAAAUCUCCAGGAAAAGGACGGAAAAAGAUCAGAAGAAUUUUAAAAGAUGACAAGCUGCGGACAGAAACUCAGAAAGCUUUGAAAUUGGAAGAAGAGCGAAGAAGAAGAAUUGCUGAGAAAGAGCGAGAACGGGAGAAACUGAGGGAGGUCAUUAUAGUAGAAGAUGCUUCACCAGUUAAGUGUCCAAUCACAACAAAACUGGUUCUGGAUGAAGAUGAGGAGACCAAAGAACCACUGGUCCAGGUGCACAGAAACUUGGUGACAAAGCUGAAGCCUCAUCAGGUAGAUGGUGUCCAGUUUAUGUGGGAUUGCUGCUGUGAGUCUGUGAAGAAAACAAAGAAAGAUAAAGGCUCCGGGUGUAUUUUGGCUCAUUGUAUGGGGCUUGGAAAAACACUGCAGGUGGUGUCUUUUCUUCACGCCUGUCUUCUGAAUGAUAAGCUGGAUUUCAGCACUGCUCUUGUGGUUUGUCCAUUGAAUACAGUUUUGAAUUGGAUCACUGAGUUUGAAAAGUGGCAGUAUGGCCUGAACGAUGACGAGGCAUUGGAGGUUAUUGAACUUGCCACUGUGAAGCGUCCACAAGAGCGAGGAUGCAUGAUGCAGCGCUGGCAUGAAGAGGGAGGUGUCUUGAUUAUUGGAUAUGAAAUGUACCGAAACCUCACUCAAGGAAGGAAUGUGAAGAGUAAAAAAUUGAAGGAAAUGUACCAAAGAACUUUGGUUGAUCCUGGUCCUGACUUUGUUGUGUGUGAUGAAGGACAUAUUCUUAAAAAUGAAGCCUCUGCUAUAUCUAAGGCUAUGAAUUCCGUAAGGACAAAGAGAAGAAUAAUUCUGACAGGGACUCCACUUCAAAAUAAUCUAGUGGAAUAUCACUGCAUGGUUAAUUUCAUUAAGGAAAACUUACUUGGUUCUACCAAGGAAUUCCGGAAUCGCUUUAUAAAUCCUAUACAGAAUGGCCAGUGUGCAGACUCCACCAUGGUAGAUGUCCGAGUGAUGAAGAAACGUGCGCACAUUCUGUAUGAGAUGCUAGCUGGAUGUGUGCAGAGAAGAGACUACACAGCUCUUACAAAGUUCUUACCACCAAAGCACGAGUAUGUUUUAGCAGUUCGGUUAACGGCAAUACAGUGCAAACUUUACCGUUACUAUUUGGAACACUUAACAGGUGUUGGUAGUGCUGAGGGAGGAGGUACAAGAGGUAAAUCUGGAACCAAGCUUUUCCAGGACUUUCAAGUUUUAAGCAGGAUCUGGACUCACCCUUGGUGCUUGCAGCUGGACUAUAUUAGUAAAGAAAAUAAGGGUUACUUUGAUGAAGAUAGCAUGGAAGAAUUUAUAGCAUCUGACUCGGACGAAUCCUCAAUGACUCCUAGUUCUGCUGAAGAAGCCACACCUAAGAAGAAAAAAGGAAAAAACAAGAAGGACAGCUCUAGUGAGGAAGAAAGUGAUAAUGAUGUAGAAGUAAUUAAGGUGUGGAACUCAAGAUCACGUGGAGGGAACGGACAGGAUCCCAAAGUGGAGGAGGCUUCAAACAGUCCUGCAGCUGCCAAGGUGGAAGAAACCACAUCCUCCUCCACUCCAGGUAGCCCAUCUGCUGAUUGGUACAAAGAUUUUGUUACUGAUGCAGAUGCAGAAAUUAUGGCGCAUUCUGGGAAAAUAAUGCUUCUGUUUGAGAUUCUUCGCAUGGCAGAAGAGCUUGGUGAUAAAGUUUUAGUUUUUAGCCAGUCUCUCAUCUCUUUGGACCUAAUUGAAGAUUUUUUGGAAUUGGCAAGUGUUGAAAGAUCAGAAGAAGAAGAAGAAGAAGAAAAAAAAGAAAAAGAAAAAGAAGCUGCUGAAGCCAAGCCUGUUUUAUAUAAAGGUGAAGGGAAAUGGUUUAGGAAUAUUGACUACUACCGGUUAGAUGGUGCCACCACUGCUCAGGCACGGAAGAAAUGGGCUGAGGAGUUCAAUGAUGUGACUAACGUCAGGGGGCGACUGUUCCUGAUUUCUACAAGAGCAGGAUCCCUGGGAAUAAAUCUCGUGGCUGCUAAUCGUGUGAUCAUCUUUGAUGCCUCAUGGAAUCCAUCAUAUGAUAUACAAAGUAUCUUCAGGGUAUAUCGAUUUGGGCAAACCAAGGCUGUCUUUGUGUACAGGUUUUUGGCACAGGGUACUAUGGAAGAAAAGAUCUAUGAUCGGCAGGUUACCAAACAGUCUCUGUCAUUUCGUGUAAUUGACCAGCAGCAGAUAGAGCGUCACUUCACCAUGAAUGAACUCACAGAGCUGUACGCUUUUGAGCCAGAUCUACUGGAUGACCCUAACUCUGAAAAGAAGAAGAAGCGGGAGACCCCCAAGCUGCCAAAGGACACUGUGCUUGCAGAGUUGCUGCAGAUCAGAAAGGAACAAAUAGUGACCUAUCAUGAGCAUGACUCUCUUCUGGACCACAAGGAGGAGGAGGCUCUUACUGAGGAGGAGAGGAAGGCAGCAUGGGAUGAAUAUGAAGCCGAAAAGAAGGGUUUGACCAAUCGUUUGAACAUGGCAGCGGCAGCUGCAGCUGGGAUCAAUUACAACCAAAUCAAUUUCAACAAUGCUCAAUCUUCAUACAUGCCCUUAAACUUAGGAGCAUUGUCUGCCCUGACUAACAGGCAACUGGAGGAUCUCAUUAACCAAGGCAGAGAGAAAGUGGUAGAAGCUACAAAUAGCAUUGCGUCUGCAAGGAUCCAUCCUCUGGAGGACAUCAUUUCGUUAGUGUGGAAGGAAAAUCCAACUUUUUCAGAAUCCCAAGUUCAGUCUCUGGCUCUAAGCAGACAAUCAAGCCAAGAGCUGGAAAUCAAGAGACGAGAGGCCAUUUACAGUGACGUUCUGGCCAAGCAGCAGAUGUUGAUCAGCUGUGUACAGCGAAUCCUUAUGGGCCGGAGAUUACAGCAGCAGUACAACGAGCAGCAGAAACUUGCCUUGCAGCAGCAAGCUGCACUGAACCGCCUCAUAAUGCAGAAAAACCCAAACAUUCUUGUGAACCCAGCUAACUAUCCGCAAAUUGAUCUGCAAGGAAUGUAUCAAGCAAGUUUGCAGAACCUGCCCAUGCAGAGAGCACCACCACCGCCCAUUAGAGGAAAAAAUGCCGGACCUUCUCAAGCAAAGAAAAUGUGAUAUUGCACUAAGAUCUUUACAUGGAUUGUUUUGAGCAAAGAAAGAUCCUUUAUUUUGCCCUUUUGUCUAGUUAUUAAAGGCUUGACAUACUGUAUAAGAAACAAACGGGAAAGUGUUUUUGUAAUGCCAAACUGUACCCUCUAAAAGCUUUGCAGUAUGAUCAGUUUUCUAUUUGUGUUGAAGUGUCCACAGGGCCACUCGGAAAUGUCUUUCUUCCCAAUCCCAGAAGAUACCUGUUUUCAAUGAAAGCACACCUUCUGUACUAUACCAGCUAUUCAUCCUGGCAUCCGCCACACCACAGAAGCAGGUCUCGUGUACAAAACAAUGAUGAUCAGCCGUAGAAAAUGCACUGUAUAUCGGCUAUACCCUUGCUGUUCAAGUUACAAGUGGCAGUGUAGCAAUUGGGGUUACACCCUAAUUUUCAGAAAUUAACAAUUUACAGCACUGGUGUCAUUGCUGAACUACAGUUCCAGUGAUUCCUGACCAGCUUCUUGCUAUGUAUCAGAUGUAAUGUAGCUCAGCACCACCAGAGUGAUGGUAGUUGUCCAUUCCUGAUGAAGAACCACUGAAAUGAACGUCUGUCGAACACCGGUUUGUCGUUGUAGCAUAACUUUAAUACAUUUUAAGCAUUGUGAGCUUAUUUUUUCUGUGACAAUGUUAAGUUAGCCCUAACUAUGAUCUCUGAUCAACAGAAAUUAUUAAAUUUUAGAGAUUUCUGUAUUUAAAAUACUUUAGAAUGACAUGAUGGCUGACCAUAGCCAGUAGCUACUUGCUACUUUUGUUGAUUUGGAGGUCCAUUUAACCAUUUUUCUGUCACUUAUUGUUAUAAGUUUUUAAUAUUGUAUCCGCAUCUCUGUGCCUUUGUAAAUAUAGGUUUCUGCUGUUUUUUUCCAUAAAGCUAGACUUAAUAGGUGUUUACAUAAAAUACUGUUUUUCUUUCUUUUCUUUUUUUGGCCCAUUUACUGCUUUUCUUUAAGUUUUACAUUGUGUUCACUGUCCACAGCAUAUUAGUACAUUUGAGUUAUUUAAGUUGUCAUCCCUUUAAUACAGCAUCUAAUCUUAAAAACAAGCAACUUAAAGAUGUUAUUGAACACAAGUGACUAAUUUGUCUUACUAGUCUUUAAAUACAAUUGCUUAAAUGUAAUUAGGUUAGUGGUGCCCUGAUUGUGUAACACAGUGGCACAGAAUCUUUACAAGAUGCCUUUCCUUUUUACUAGAUGCCUGCAGGGGCAUCAUUUUGAAUCUUUAUUUUAUAUCUUUUUCUUGUCAGACUUGGAAACAACGUAUUCUGAUUCCACACUAACCUAGUUACCUACUAGGAAACAACACAUGGUUACAUCCUACACCGCAUGAAGGAAGUAAGCCAUUUAUACCGAAAAAGAGCAGAAAUCCAACUUUAUCAGUUCCCUACAAACUCUUGGGAACACUGCAUUGAAAGUGCACAUUGCAUAUAGUGUUGCUCUUCAAAUCCUCAUGUUCAUUUUCUUUGCACAUUAUCACCAGUGGCCAGGCAAAUCUUAUUAAUUCAAAAUGCCAACUUAUGGCAUGGGUUUUUUUUUCUUUGGGAAACCAGCUUUUUGUUUUUCUUUUUCGCCCCCUCACAAAUUCUAAAUUAGGAAACUAGCCCUCAGUUCUAUUUGAUAUUAGAUGUUAAUAUAAUUUACUUCCUCCUAAAGUGACGUUCUCAUUUAAAUGAGCUCCUGCUAACUUUGAUCUCUACACAUUUCCACAUUAAAUAUACUUCAAGUGUUAUGGCCGCUGACAUCUAUGAAUACAGGCUGUGGCUGUAUCUGAAGCAUACCGAUAAAUCCACAUUUAGCUGUUGGAAAGUCAAUUUGCACGUUAUAUGCAUCUAUUCAGUGAAAGUUGAACUGUAGGUUUCCUUUUUGCAAAUAUUGCGGCCCUUAGAACUUUCCAACAUUAAUUAGUAAAAUCUAAAAGUACAAAGUCAAGCCGCAGAAAAAUAUUCAGAAUUUGAGUGUGUACUUUUAGGACAGUUCUAAUAAUGCAGAUUUGAAUGGAUAGCUGCAGCCAGUAUGGUCUCAUUUUAAGUAUCAGCUUGAUACAGUUCAAAAAAACUUUAUAUAUAUUUUUGUUAUUUAAAUGUUCCAUUAGUUUUGAGUAUUUGUAGUGAAAGUCAGAAGUUUAAUCGCAUUUAAUUUGGCGAAUUAAAACAUUUUGGAUUCUUAAGGAAAAUGUAUGCUUUAUAAUGGCUUUAAAUGUCUAGUAAUACGUUUUUUUGUGUAUUAUUUUUACUUAAAUGUUAAUAGAAGAAAAUGCAGUUGCUCCUUAAAAAAGCAUAAAGUGCAUUUGCCUUUUGAAGAGACCACUUUGGUAAAUCGGCAAAAUCCUCAGACUUAUUACCAACAGGACUUUCUGAUAUGAGAAUUGCAGCAACAUUUUUUUUGAAGAGGACGUGCAACAUGGACCAGUCACACCACUUUGUCAGUAGACAUAUUAGCUGCAUAUACUGUCUGUGCAUUUCGUAGAGCAUCAAGCUUUAACCAAUAUGAAGACUUCUCUUAGAAAGGUGUGGAAGGCACUUUUAUUAUGUUCUAGACAUUUGAGCUAGCUGCACCAGCUUUAAGCACAGUUAAAACAAAGUUGCUUGUAUUACAGUUUUGCCUGCUAAAUUCUCCACAUUUUAAUGCUGUUACUUUGGAUGUAAAGCGUUCUUGGCUUGAUAUUUGUGAUAUUGUACAUGUAUGUCUCAGUUGUAUAGUAGUUUCAGUCCAUUUAACCAGCUUUGGCUUCUGAAAUCAUACAGCUGUGAAAUUUGCCUUUUUCUCUUUCCUGCUCUUUGAUUUCAAUAUGAUCUGAAGUAAUAUAGAAAAGUCACUGGCAGGUUUUGUUUUUGUAAUAUACUGAAGGACUGAGAUUGUGCUUUUAAUGAUCAAGCAUUUAAAUCUGGAAAUAUCCUAUGUGUUUUCACCAUUGAAAGUGCUGUUUAGUAGUUGAAACUUUAAAAAAUAUAUUUAAUAUCUCAUUUAAUAAAGUGACCAAAACUGUU